Molecule: messenger RNA, 1511 nt
Organism: Betta splendens (Siamese fighting fish)
Lineage: Eukaryota; Metazoa; Chordata; Actinopteri; Anabantiformes; Osphronemidae
Gene: prxl2c
Product: peroxiredoxin like 2C
Exons: 6
Coding region: 310-987 (225 amino acids)
Source: RefSeq, a predicted model, not a curated record
UACACGAUAACCGCGUUGACGGCAGAAAUUACUAAAGGAUUUAAACACUUUAUUUAUUCAUUUUUUAUUGUUUGUUUGUUUAUGUUUGUCUAUCUAUCUAGUGAAAGUUCCAUUUAUAUGUGGUUAUAUAUUAUUUUGUAUACUUUUAACUAUGCUUCAACUUGUGUGACUGAGGCAGAGCUCCGUAAAGUCGCGUGCGCCAUCCCUCCCUCCUCCUCGUGCCUCUUUCUCUCCCGCAGCUCAGGAGAGUGAUUUUCAUGGCGCAGCGCCUCCCGAAAUAGCAGCGCAACGAAGCCUUGCAGGCAAAAAAUGGCACGUGUUGUUUCCCCAAUAACUCGACAAGUAACCAAAGAAAAGUUGGAGCUUGGGAACCCUUCUGUCGAUAUUUGCCUGGAGAGCGUCGAGGAUUGUUUAAUAUAUGACCGCCGUGGAGUCGGUUUUCCGUUCAGGAACUUGUACCAGGGCAGGAAGUCGGUGCUCAUUUUCGUGCGGAAUUUCUUGUGCUACAGCUGUAAAGAAUAUGUGGAGGAUUUGAGCAAAAUACCAAAAGAAGCGCUGGAGGAGGCUGGAAUUAGAUUAGUUGUGAUUGGUCAGUCUGAUCAUCGACAUAUAGAGCCGUUCUGCUCACUAACAGGUUAUCCUUAUGAAAUAUAUGUAGACCCACAGAGAUGCAUUUAUCAAAAGCUUGGGAUGAAGAGAGGGGAGAAUUUCACAGACUCUGCGAGUCCUAGUCCCCAUGUGAAAUCUGGGACCUUCGUGGGCCAGAUGAAAAGCAUAUGGAGAGCCAUGCGCAGCCCUGCGUUUGACUUUCAGGGUGACCUACAUCAGCAAGGCGGAGCCAUCAUUGCAGGACCAGGCUCUCAGGUUCAUUUUACACACCUUGACACAAACCGUCUGGACCACAUGCCCAUUGACUGGCUGCUGCAGCUUGCCGGACUUCGGCAGCAUGUGGACUUCAGUGACAAACCAAAGAUCAUCCACGUGUAGCUGCCUGACUGCAAGCGUACCUGCCUCUCACAAAGACACUGUGCAUCCUCUGCAACAAGAACAUUUGUCAGUAACAAGUAUCUAUGUCCCAGUAUUUUUGAGCUCUUGGUUUCCAUUUCAGUAAACUGUACACUAUUUCAGGUAGCACCUUGAAUAGCUUAAAUAGGUCAAAAACAUUCAUUUUAUUUUUGAAGUUCAUGUAUCUUUGCUUUGCAAAAACCAACUCAAUGUGCCUUAGCUUUUUUUACAUGCAAAACUAAGUGAACUUGCUCUGAGAAAAUUGAAUGUUCAAGAGGGUCACACAUGUAUUUGUUUGUUUGUCUUCUGCUAUUUGCACCUUCCCUUCUCAAAGUCAUUAUCGUGUUGUGUAAUUCUAUGCAAAUAUUUAAAAAAGGAUAGUCAGAACAUAACUGCAGAGCUAGUUAGGAUUUGACAGCUGCCGCACAGAUGUUAGUUAUUGGGCUGAAAUUAGCCUAAGUGAUAAUUAAGUUAAUAAGUAAAUAAAGUCUAAUUGCAUUCCCACA